UCCCUUGCAGUAGCCAUCAUGAAAAAUAUUGUAGUUGUCACUGUUUGGAUCUUCAUCAGCCUCAUCAGUGGGGUUUUGGUUUCCACACACUUCAAAAAUCCAGUGUUUUAUGAGAAUCCCCGUUACAUUCUGUUCACUCACAUGGUCAUCAAUGACAUGUUCCAGUUGACCCUGGCAGUAAUUCUAUACGUUAUUAGUUAUGUAUUUUACACAAUAAAGGUUUAUUUUUGCUGUUUUCUCAUACUGCUGGCUUUGUUUGCCACUAUGGUCACCCCACUAAACCUUGCCGCUAUGGCUGUUGAACGCUACAUUGCCAUCUGCAAUCCCCUGCAUCACCCUCAGAUUUGCACAGUCAAACGGACUCACCUGCUCAUUGGGCUAAUUUGGGUGGCCGCCGUCAGUCCUUUUAUUCCGGACUUUUUUGUAACUCUGGCAAUAGAGCCUGUCAGUUUCUUUCAGUCCUCUAUGUUUUGCCAUCCAGUUAAUGUUUUUAAAGCCCCUUAUUUACUGUACAAAAGACCCAUAAUAGAUGCAUUGUUUUUCUGUUUUGUCACCUUGACUCUACUUUACACUUACAUAAAAAUAGUGCUUGAAGCUAAGGGAGCAACCUCUGACAAAUCCUCUGCCACUAAAGCUCACAACACAAUCCUGCUUCACGGCUUUCAGCUUCUCAUGUGCUUACUUACAUAUGUAAUCUACCCUGUUGAGACUGUUCUCUUAUACAUAUUUCCAGACCGAAUCCCAGAUGUCCGUUACUCAACUUAUCUGACUGUAUAUAUUUUACCAAGGUUCCUCAGUCCUAUCAUCUAUGGUGUGCGAGACACAGCAUUUAGAAGACAUUUGAAAAAAUACCACUUGUGUCAUGCAAAAAGGCCUAAGAUGAAGACAAUGAGUUGUAUGAGGUGA
Molecule: messenger RNA, 906 nt
Organism: Polypterus senegalus (gray bichir)
Lineage: Eukaryota; Metazoa; Chordata; Cladistia; Polypteriformes; Polypteridae
Product: odorant receptor 131-2-like
Exons: 1
Coding region: 19-906 (295 amino acids)
Biological process (GO): G protein-coupled receptor signaling pathway
Cellular component (GO): membrane
Molecular function (GO): G protein-coupled receptor activity
Source: RefSeq, a predicted model, not a curated record